CGAAUGCACCUUGAAGGGAUCAAUUCCACAUCGAGAAACGGUUGUUGAUCGGCCAAGCUGGGGUUGAGUGAAAUCACGCGCGUACCAUACAGGCCAGCUGCAGUCUGAAUUCUUAAAAAGAUGGAGCCCGAGACGCAACAUCACCAUGUGUCUAUGAAGAGCCCUCGUUCCCUUGGAGUGGUCAUCAAACUCGGAACCAGUUCCAUUGUGGACGAAAAAACACAUGAGCCCCUUCUAUCCAAUCUCACCCUGAUAGUCGAGACAGCGGUCAAGCUACGUAAAGAUGGGCAUAAAGUCAUCAUUGUCUCAUCCGGCGCCAUCGGAGUUGGCCUCCAGAGAAUGGACGUUGAGAGGAGACCAAAACACAUUUCAAAGUUGCAGGCCUUGGCAGCUAUCGGACAGUGUCGCCUAAUGAGUCUGUGGGACAGUUUGUUCAACCAUCUCAGACAGCCCAUCGCCCAGAUCUUGCUCACCAGAAGCGAUAUUUCCGAUCGAUCACGAUAUCUCAAUGCGCAGAACACUAUUCAUGAGCUGCUCGAUAUGGGCGUGAUCCCCAUCGUCAACGAGAACGAUACGCUGGCCGUAUCUGAAAUCAAGUUUGGUGACAACGAUACUCUGUCAGCCAUCACCGCCGCCAUGGUCCACGCCGAUCUCCUCUUCCUCAUGACCGACGUCGACUGUCUCUAUGACAAGAACCCCAGAACCAACCCUGACGCCCAGCCAAUCGAGGUUGUGGAAGAUAUCGGUGCUCUUGUUGCCGAUGUCUCUCAAGCCGGCUCAUCGCUCGGCACAGGCGGCAUGUCCACCAAGAUCGUAGCCGCCCGCCUUGCCACUUCCGCCGGCGUCACCACCGUGAUCACUCGCUCUUCCAACCCUGGCAACAUUCACAAGAUCGUCAGACAUAUCCAAGGCAGCCGUUCCCCGGCCUCCCUUACCACGCAGGUCAACCACCCGUCCACAGCGUCUCUCGCCUCGCUCAACAACAAUUCCGACUCCGUCACUGGCACCUCCACCCCAGCCGUGGCCGUCAACCCAAGCUCCGAGCAGGUCCCAGCCGUCAUCAACCGCAGCCAGAUCCCGCUUCACACGCGCUUCCUGCCCUCGCCCUCGCCCGUCCGCGACCGCUACUUCUGGAUCCUGCACGGCCUGCGUCCGCAUGGAACUUUGUACAUCGACCAGGGCGCGUACAAGGCUCUCCUCGGCAAAGCUGGGCUGCUUCCCGUCGGCGUGGUGGACGUGGAGGGUUUCUUUGCUCAGCAAGAGGCUGUGCGCCUGUGCGUCGUUGACAAGCGCCGGUCUACGCCCGGUCCGGAUGGCAAGAUGUGGGAGGGUGAAGCGGUUGAGGUGGGCCGGUGCCUGACCAACUACGCGAGCGCCGAGAUUGCAAGGAUUAAGGGACAUCAGAGCGUGGAGAUUGGGCAGCUGUUGGGGUAUGCGGAUAGCGAGUAUGUGGCGCAGAGGGAGAGUGUGAGCUUUUACAAUGCGGUGAGUAGGCCGGCUAGUCCUGUUGGCGGACAUCGGGCUUGAAGGUAUGGCAUGGUAGAACAGGUGCGGUUAUACGAAAAACAUGGACGGGGCUUGUACCUUGAAAUUACAUGUUGCAAACGACGUAAACAGAUACAACUUGAGUGUUGCGUAAGUCGGGAUCUGGACGAACAAUGGCUUCCACAGGUAUAAAAACAACGAGGUUGAGAGGUUCCGAUCACAAUUCCUAAUAAAGAAUAUAGGUAUGUCUUGGCCC
Molecule: messenger RNA, 1741 nt
Organism: Neurospora tetrasperma FGSC 2508
Lineage: Eukaryota; Fungi; Ascomycota; Sordariomycetes; Sordariales; Sordariaceae
Product: glutamate 5-kinase
Exons: 6
Coding region: 121-1527 (468 amino acids)
Cellular component (GO): cytoplasm; cytosol
Molecular function (GO): ATP binding; RNA binding; glutamate 5-kinase activity
Source: RefSeq, a predicted model, not a curated record